CCACACGGUGAAAGUCACAUCUAUCACGGACAGAGUGAAGGUUACCUGCUUCAACAGUGCUUGAACGGCAACCCUACUUUUGUCUGAACUUGCGCCUCAUUAAUCAGCAUUUUUGAUUUAAGAAUAAUUGCAGCACAAGCUUAUUAGAUAUCGCUUAAAAAGAAGGCACUUCUCACCACGAAGACGAAAUAACAUUAUCAAGUUAACGUUAGCUAUAUUCGGACUGUGCUACUUGCAAGCUUUCAACGAAAACAUUGCCUUUUAACACGAAGAUAAUCAAACAAGAAAUAUGACCGCUCAGGUGAGACAGAAUUUCCACCAGGACUGCGAGGCAGCCGUCAACCGUCAAAUCAACCUGGAGCUGUAUGCCUCCUAUGUCUACCUUUCCAUGGGAUACUACUUUGACAGGGAUGACCAGGCCUUGCAUAAUUUUGCCAAGUUUUUCCGUGCCCAGUCUCACGAGGAGCGUGAACAUGCUGAGAAACUCAUGAAACUACAGAACCAGAGGGGAGGCAGGAUCUUCCUGCAGGACAUCAGGAAGCCUGAAAGGGAUGAGUGGGGAAGUGGAGUGGAGGCACUGGAAUGUGCCCUCCAGCUGGAGAAGAGUGUCAACCAGUCCCUGCUGGACCUCCACAAGGUCGCUUCCGAGCGCAACGAUCCUCACAUGUGUGAUUUCAUCGAGACGCACUACCUGGACGAGCAGGUGAAGUCCAUCAAGGAGCUGGGAGACUGGGUGACCAACCUGCGCCGCAUGGGCGCCCCCCAGAACGGCAUGGCCGAGUACCUGUUCGACAAGCACACGCUGGGCAAAGAGAGCAGCUAAACCUCCCUCCUCCCAACCCCCAGUCACCACUUCCACCCGGCUGCAUUUAUCUCUUUAGCUCAAGCUCUUCGGUCAUCUGCUGUUAAGACCAGUCAGUUGGCCCCUAUCAACAUUCUGCUUGUUCUUCUGCACCGUGCUGUUCCAAAACCACAGUUCCCAUAAGCCAUAGAUCUUAUCAUUGUUGUUGCUUGUCUUCAGUGGUUGACGCUCCUGUCUUUGGCCUUUGUUGUCUUUUAUUACUGAUCAAACCAAAUAAAGGGAACCCUCUGGAUUCUGAA
This is a messenger RNA of Clupea harengus (Atlantic herring), 1101 nucleotides long. It is a transcript of the gene fth1a, whose product is annotated as ferritin heavy chain 1a. Gene Ontology annotation, biological process: iron ion transport; intracellular iron ion homeostasis. Gene Ontology annotation, cellular component: cytoplasm. Gene Ontology annotation, molecular function: ferric iron binding; ferrous iron binding. NCBI's taxonomy places the organism in Eukaryota, Metazoa, Chordata, Actinopteri, Clupeiformes, Clupeidae. The record is from RefSeq and is a predicted model, not a curated record.